Messenger RNA from Lingula anatina, 1114 nucleotides. RefSeq lists its product as uncharacterized. The record is from RefSeq and is a predicted model, not a curated record. Gene Ontology annotation, molecular function: protein binding. NCBI's taxonomy places the organism in Eukaryota, Metazoa, Brachiopoda, Lingulata, Lingulida, Lingulidae.
UAAAUACUGCUCCAGAAUACAGGAUUCUUCAGUCGUUGACUCCAGUGUACCAAAGACAACAAUGAAGCUCCUGGUCUUCUGUCUUCUUGCUGUUGCUGUGACCGCCAGACCCGGUUGGCACAUCAAGCCAGAGGGUUCGGGGGAUGAUAAGGACGAUGACAAGUGCAAGCAACUGAAAUCUUUGGACUGCGCCCAAGUCAUUGCGCCGUGGAACAAAGUCCAGAAGUUGUGUGACGUGCAAGGAAACACGUACGCUAACAGGUGCGAGUUCUUCAAGGCGCACUGCGACAACUCUGACCUGAAGUUGACACAUUGCGCCAGCCCAGACGAACUGAGGCCAGAGGAGCUGAUAAAUAAACCUGAUGUGGAGGGUUCAGGUGAACCAGAAAAACCAGACAAAUGUGAAGAGAUCAAAGACAUGGACUGCUCUGUUAUCGCACACUGGAACCACAGAGGAACCUUCUGUGACAGUGAGGGCAACAAAUACGACAACAGAUGCGAAUUUGAAAAGGCCCGCUGCGCCAAACCUGAACUUACCCCCAAGAGGUGCCGGCUGGAUACCCGUGCUCGCCCAGAAGACGCCGGACGUCCAGAGCACGCUCAAGGCCAGGUAGAGAAGCAGGACAAACCAGAGCAAGCUCAAGGCCGCCCAGAGCACGCCGGACGCCCAGAGCAUGCUCAAGCUCAGAAAGAGAAGCAGGAUAAACCAGAGCAAGCUCAAGGCCGCCCAGAGCACGCUCAAGCUCAGAAAGAGAAGCGGGCCCAACCAGAAAACCUGGACAUAGCUCAAGGCCGCCCAGAAGACGCCGGACGCCCAGAGCACGCUCAAGGCCAGGUAGAGAAGCAGGACAAACCAGAGCAAGCUCAAGGCCGCCCAGAACACGCCGGACGCCCAGAGCAUGCUCAAGCUCAGAAAGAGAAGCAGGAUAAACCAGAGCAAGCUCAAGGCCGCCCAGAGCACGCUCAAGCUCAGAAAGAGAAGCGGGCCCAACCAGAAAACCUGGACAUAGCUCAAGGCCGCCCAGAAGACGCNCUUAAAAUCAGUUAUAGUUUGUUCUGUACAAUAAAAAUUCGUAAAACUGGCAAAAUAAAACGUAACUGGGACACGUACUAG